Molecule: messenger RNA, 5377 nt
Organism: Diabrotica virgifera virgifera (western corn rootworm)
Lineage: Eukaryota; Metazoa; Arthropoda; Insecta; Coleoptera; Chrysomelidae
Gene: Shark
Product: tyrosine-protein kinase Shark
Exons: 11
Coding region: 202-2412 (736 amino acids)
Biological process (GO): protein phosphorylation; cell surface receptor protein tyrosine kinase signaling pathway; cell differentiation
Cellular component (GO): extrinsic component of cytoplasmic side of plasma membrane
Molecular function (GO): signaling receptor binding; non-membrane spanning protein tyrosine kinase activity; ATP binding
Source: RefSeq, a predicted model, not a curated record
UAGAGACCUUGUAGGUACUGUACUAUGGUCACAGAAUAUAUGGUUAUUUCUUCUGUGCUAUGGUGUGACACGUGACACUUGUCAACUGUUGUUUUGCAAGUUACAAGGAAGUAGGUUAAACUAGGUUUUCAUAAUAUUUAUUUGUGGGCUGUAAGUAGAUUAGGAAAUAUUUAAUCCAUGGGAUUUAAAUUAAAAUAAACAAUGAAUAGACCAAAUAGAACAACUGAGGAUAUGCUUUGGUAUCAUGGAAGACUAAGUAGAGAAGAAGCUGAGAAAAUUCUAACUCAAGAUGAGAAGAAGGAUGGUUUAUUUCUUGUGCGUGAAAGUAAUACUUCAACAGGAGAUUAUGUUCUUUCAGUUUUCCAUAAUAAUCAAGUUAGUCAUUUCCAAAUUAGAAGACAUGCUGAAGAUGCUUUUUUCUCAAUUGAUGAAUUUCCAACGUUUCAUGGUUUAGAAGUAUUAGUAAACCAUUACAAGGUUACGCCAAAUUUGCUCUCAAAUAAUCUAGUCCUUACAGAAUAUAUAGAAAAAUUUCCGCCUCCCCCUAAUACUAGGAGACUUGGUCGCACAAACUUGUUACAUCGAUCUACUGGCCAAGGCAAUUACACAGUUGUAAAAGAACUUCUAAAAACAGAUUAUCCACAGGAUGCAAAGAACCAGGAUGGACAAACUGCUGUACAUCUUGCCAGUAUGAAUGGACAGAAUGACAUUUUACUGAAACUAAUCGAGUGUGGAGCAAGUGUCAAUCUUAGAGAUUCUGUUGGAUUUACACCUUUGCAUUAUGCUUGCUAUUACAACUUUCCUGCUACAGCACGACUUCUAAUUCAAACUGGAAAUGCAAACAUUCAAGCCAGAAAUACAGACACAGGGGCAGUACCUUUGCAUGAAGCUGCUAGUCAAGGUCAUAAAACAGUAGUCAAAGAAUUACUUUCUUUAAAUGCCCCUGCAAGACCUAGAAAUAAAGAUAAUAUGACACCUGCUCAAUUAGCUCGAUUAAACAACCAUUCAGAUUGUGCUGAAAUUUUGGAAAACUAUAAAUAUACUGUUAAAAGUACCAAUCGAAGAGAAUGGUAUCAUAGUACCUUAGAUAGACACGAAGCAGAAACUACAAUUAAGUUACACAGUACAAAAAGUGGAACAUAUUUAGUGCGAUUUAGUGAUAGAAAUAAAGAGGAUGUCUUGACAUUAUUAAAUGAUGAGGUAUUUUAUCACUAUAUAAUCCGCAAAAAGGAUGGUUAUUUGUUUAUUGAUGAUGGGCCAUAUUUAGAAUCCUUAGAACACAUUGUUGAGUACUAUAGUCUAAUGUCGGAUGGUUUACCUACAGUUCUAAGAUAUCAUGUACCCCCAAAACCAAAACCACCUGUACCUGAGUUUUCAACAAUGCCUAAGCCAAGCAAAAAGAAAAAUUCACCGAAAGUAGCUCCCAAACCUGUUGUUCUUCCUAAAGGUGAUGAACCACACAACAAAUAUUUUCCUAGUCAGUUUGCGAACAUUUCAUUCACAAGCGAUUUUUCUACAACGAAUACGACAAAUAAUAAUUAUAACGAAAAUGAAAAUAAUUACAUUCCUCAGGAGAGGUUACAGAGGGGUAAUCUGAUAGGUGAAGGAGAAUUUGCAUUCGUGUAUGAAGGCUCUUACUUAAAAAGAAACGGAGAACCAAUGAAAGUGGCAAUAAAAAUUUUACACAACGACCAAAUGGAAACAAACAAAGAAGCAUUUUUAAGCGAGGCGAAGGUGAUGAUGAAACUAAAUCACCGGUGCAUAGUCAAGCUUAUAGGUUUAUCUUUGGGUCCAUCUCUUUUAAUGGUACAAGAAUUGGUACCUCUUGGGUCUAUACUCCAAUAUAUUGAACUAAAUAGGGAUAGAAUUGAGCCAAAUUAUGAAUUUAAAAUUUGGGCUGCUCAGAUUGCUUGUGGAAUGGAAUAUUUAGAAGAGAAUCGAUUUGUGCAUAGAGAUCUGGCUGCCCGAAAUAUAUUGUUAGCUACUCCAGUUGAAGCAAAAAUAAGUGAUUUUGGAUUGUCUAGAGCUCUCGGGACUGAUCAUGAAUAUUACAGGGCUUUAGCUGGAGGAAAGUGGCCGUUGAAGUGGUACGCUCCAGAGUCAUACAAUUUUGGACAGUUUUCUCACAAAAGUGAUGUCUGGAGUUUUGGAGUUACUAUUUGGGAGAUGUAUUCGUUUGGAGCAUCACCAUAUGGAGAUAUGAAAGGAUCUGAAGCAAUAACCCAUAUCGAAGCUGGAGAAAGGUUAGAAAGACCAAAAGAUUGCCCGGAAGAUAUUUACAGAAUUAUACAACGUUGUUGGGAGUAUAAAGCCGAAGUGCGUCCUAGUUUUCACGAAUUAGUCAAGUUCUUCACAACAGAUUCUAGCUAUAUGAAUAUUAAAGAGUUAUUACCGAAGGCUAACAUCGCCUAGUCCAUCAAUUGGAGCAAUAUUUUUUUAUGGAACCAUUGAAAUUGUUUUGUACAGGGUACGGCAAAAUAGUACAGCUCAACAUAAAAAGUUAAAUCUCGACGCAAAUUAUAAUAUAAACUGAAUUACUAUAAAUACGAUUUACACGUGUUUCCAUCAUCUGCUAACAAUUUACCCUCACUACACUAUUUAUUCUUUAUAUUUUCAUUGUCACAUAAUGUGUAUCAUUAACGAUUUUUUGUUCUAUUAAGGUACUAUGUUCACCAUCAUUUUGGGCAUAUGUAGUAGGAUUCCUCGCUCUCUUUUACUUAAGACGGAUAUAUUUAAUCUGCACUUCUUGAAUCCUUUUUCAAGUCCAUUAAGUGUACAGUCGUAUUUUUUAUUUUUCUUUCACAUAAAGGAGGGUUGUUACAUCACAUUAGCAGCCAUACAUCGUAUGGGUACAUCUAAGAUGAAAAUUAGUAGUCAGAUUCAAAUUCUCAGCACGACUGUGUGACUCACAGCGGUGGGCGGGAUAUGGCCAUGAUCAGCGCCGGAUGUCUGACUCCGAAAACCAGCGUUCAUUUUGGGCAUACCCUAUCUAGUGCAUAUUGUGAGGCCGCUCCCGUAUGAAAAAAAAAUCUGAUUCGUUUUUUUGCGGAUUCCUGUUCAAAAAUGUCCCCUUUAAACGAAACAGAAGGUUACUGGGCGAAAUUUUUGGGCAGAAAUUGUUUAAACACAUUUAUAAGAUCACCUUGUUUUGCUCCGGAAAAUAUAUUUUAGAGUUUUUGUGUCAUUUUAAACAAAAAAAGGUUUGUUUUAUUUUUCUCAAAAGUUGAUAGUUUUCGAGUUAUAAGUGAUUUAAAAUCUGAAAAAUUCAAAAAUAAGCAAAUCAAAACAGACUUUUUGAAGUUUCCAAGUGCCGGGAUUGAAGCUUAAACGUUCAAUUUCAAGAUUCUGACGAGUAAUCGUUGCUUAUUUUAAUAUAGAGCGUUGUUUUUUAAUUGUUAAUUAUGCGCAUCCACUCGACUUUUAAGCCGCCGCGGUGCCGUGCCUCGCACUAUAUGGUGCGCAUCUGUCGCACUACAGGAUUGGCAUAUUUAAUUAGCACAUUGGCAAUAAUUAAUUGAACAAAUAAAUCAAUUAUUAAAAAAACUAUGUUUAUAAUAAUUAAGAAAAUUUAAUAAAUUCAACGCACUAUAUGGUGCGCAUCUGUCGCACUACAGGAUUGGCAUAUUUAAUUAGCACAUUGGCAAUAAUUAAUUGAACAAAUAAAUCAAUUAUUAAAAAAACUAUGUUUAUAAUAAUUAAGAAAAUUUAAUAAAUUCAAGUAUUUGUUGGGAAUUUUCGCAUAAGUACGUAUAAUAUGUAUAUCUAGUGCGACAGAGACCCAUUUAAUAAUUAGAAAACAACGCUCUAUAUUGAAAUACGCCACGAUUACUCGUAUUACUCGUCAGAAUCUUGAAUGUUUGUUCAAUUUAGACUGAAUGUUUAGACUUCAAUUUAGGGACUUGGCAACCUCAAAAAUAUUAAUUUACGUAUGAGUUUUUAAGCCUGGAGAAUGCGUAUUUUCGUAUUUUUCAGAUUUUAAAUCGCUUGCAACUCGAAAACUAUCAACUUCUGAGAAUAAUAAAAACAGACUUCGUGUUUAAAAUGACCCAAAAAACCUUAAGUAACGUUUACACGUAUCCAGUAACUGGCGCCAGUCUCACUGGAAUGCGAGUGCUUGACUAAGACAGCGCUGGAUAGGUUCGUUUACACGUAUCCAGUAACUGGCGCCAAUCUCACUGGCACUCUUAUUAAAAAUCCUAAUACUGCCACUGAAACCACAGGUACGACAGCGCCAGCGACUGGAACGCUGUGUUUACACGUGUCGACAACCACUGGCACGGGGUUAGAGGGGACGCGGACGAGGGCCACUGGCAUGAAAAAUAGACCAGCCUUCUAUUCGAGACAGCGCUGGCAGACAGCGCUGGACUGGAACAAAAAAGCGUUUACAUGAUGCCAGCACUGUCGUUCCAGUGCGACUGGCGCCAGUUACUGGAUACAUGUAAACGCGCCUUAAAAAAUAUUUUUCGAAGCAAAAUCAAGGUGAUUUUUUGAAUUUGUUUAAAACAAUUGUUUAACCAAUUUCUGCCCAAAAAUUUCGCCGGUGCCCUUCUGUUUUGUUUAAAGGCUACAUUUUUUAACAGGAAUCGGAACGAAACCGAAUUAGAAAUUUUUUCAAACAGGAGCGGUCUCACCAAAGGGACUAAUUGACAUCCUACGUCUUGACGUCACAAAAUUGGGAGGAGCUUAUAUUUGACUCCAAACAAUUUUGUUUAUAAGGUUAAACACUCAUAAGGAAUUUUUCAUUUAUUGUUUAUGUGGUUUGUGUGACAAAAUAAGACUUUUCAUUUAGGUAUUUAGUUAAAGAAACGUGUCAGUUAAGUGAUUUUUAUUCGUUUUUGCCCAGGUGAGUUAAUUUAAUGCAAUAAGAACGUAAACAGUUUUGAGGUUAUGUUUAUUUUCAACCACUACGGAAUAAAAACCACCUGAGCAAAAACAAAUAAAAAUCUCUUAAUUAACACGUUUCUUUAACGAAAUACCUAAAUGAAGUCUUAUUUUGCCACACAAAGCACAUAAAUGAAAAAUUCCUUAUGACAAUUUAACGUUACAAAAAAAAUUGUUUGGAGUCAAUAUAAGCUCCUCCCAAUUUUGUGAUAUUUGUGACAUCAGACUUAGGCUAUCCAUUGCUUAGUUGAUAAGUUUCCAAUCACCUUGCUCAUGUGAUGAGUCGACUUUUGUAGUAUAUUGAUUAAAACUAGAAAAGACUGAACUUACGUAGUCAUGUUUGACUGUAGUGGUAAGAUUAGAUCUGGUUAGGUUUUAUACUAUAACUUGCGAUGAGAUAUAUUAUAAUAUACGAUUAGGUAUUGUGAAAGUUUAUACACUAUUUUUAUAUUCUAUUGAUGCCAUGAACAAUAAAUUUUUAAUAUUUAUAAGAGUA